AGUUGUGGGUACUCCAUCACAAGAGGUUUUUAAAAAGAAAUUGGACAGUCAUUUGUUCAGAAGGGUAUAAUGUCUCCUGCUUUUGCAGGGGGCUGGACUAGAAGACCUCCAAGGUCCCUUCCAACUCGGUUACUCUGUUUUAGAUGGUCUCUUGCCAAAUCUUGCUUCUUUCAACUCAAAUAUGUUGAGAAAAACCCAGGCUGCUGAUUGCUUUUCUGGUCAAAAGAUGGAGUUGUUGUUCAUAACUCUGUAUCUUCGUGCAAAUAUAUAUAUAUUUUCAAAAUACAAAAACAUGCUUCUCCUUAAUGGAUACAAUUUUAGAGAGGAUAAUGGAAGGAAGAACAAAAAUCAACCUCAUCAUCUAGACUCUCCUUCUUUACAGAGGAUGCCCAUAGAGGCAUGGCAAUGAAGUUGCAAAUUCUAUCUUUUGACAUAUACACUGCUUUGCUUAACAUUCAAUCAUUUUAUUAACACAACCGUGGCAUGUUUGACGUACACGUAAAACAUUGCCAGGAAACAACAACAAAAAAUGUUUCAGCACGGCUUGAGUGUUCAUUGAACUCCACAGGGCGCUCUGCCUGGGUGUUUUUGCUAACUUUUUUUGUUCAUUAAUAUGAGGAAGGGAGGAACAAAUUCUGACUUCCAGGGCCCAUUUUAUUUUCUUUAAAAAAAUUCUAAGAGCUGAAAUUCCGCCAGUAUUUGGGUGGGUGCAGCUGUUGAGGGCAAAAGAACAUCUGAAGGAAUGGAAGGAGACAGAAAAUUGGCAAAUGAACGAUAAGCAAAGGAAGCCAAAGUUGAACAGCAAAACACGUACUGUUAUCAGGUUUCACUAAGAGGUAAAUAACAAAAGCGAGCUGUGUUCCCAGGAAGAGAAAGGAAAACAAUGCCUGACUGCAAAACUGGGCAGGGUAGCAGAAAAUGUGCGGAACAGCAAAAUAUUGAGAUUCCAAACGCCCUUUAUUUAAAUGCCUCUAAAUUAUGUAUGAUAUGAGAAAUGCACAUUAAAAGGUGAUUUGCGUAGCCUCUUUUGUUUGUUUUCAAUUGUGAACUGUUCGGAGCACGGGAUGAAAACAAAAGUAACGGGUGGGAAGAUACCGUUUCAUCCAUACGGAAGCCUUACACGGGUGCAGAGAAAGAAACAAGGGCUGUUGAUUUUGCAAAAAUCACACUGCUGUUUUUUUUUUUUUUUUUGCUACCAACAGCCUCCUCUUAACUCUUAAAGGGACCAAGAGAGAGACAGAGAGAGAGAGAACUCAUCAUGAAUAUUCAGGAUUAUUUCGAAAGAAUUUGUUAUAAAGGUUCCCAGGAAAAAGUAGACUUGGAAACCUUAACCGAGGUUUUUCAACAUCACAUCCGCGCAGUCCCCUUUGAAAAUCUCAGCCUCCACUGUGGCGAAACCAUUCCGUUGGAUUUAGAAUCGGCGUAUGAUAAAAUUGUGAAGCGCCACCGUGGCGGGUGGUGCAUGGAGAACAACCAACUUCUGUCGUGGGCCUUCCAGAUCAUGGGCUACAAAGUUGGCCUUUUAAGCGCUCGCGUUUAUAACCCGGAGCGAAAGGCCUACAGUGAAGAUGACAACCAUCUUCUGAUCAAAGUCGUCCUUGAAGGCAAAACCUACAUUGUGGACGGUGGUUUUGGAAUGGCUUAUCAAAUGUGGGAACCCAUGGAGCUGGUUUCCGGGAAGGACCAACCUCAGACCCCAGGAAUCUUCUGCUUCACGGAGAAGGAUGGAGUGUGGUAUUUUCACAAAGUGAAGCGCAAGAAAUUCAGGAUGGAUUCCGAGAACAACAUUCCCUGCCCUGAUGCUAUAGAAAACAUGAUCUGCAAGGACAUUUAUCUGUUUACCUUGCAACCAAAGAUGAUAGGUGACUUCCGGAUGGCCUGUUUGCAACUCCAAACUGAUCCGAGUUCCAUGUUUUUAAGGAAAUCCAUCUGUAGCCUCCAGACUACAGAUGGAUUUCUAGCCUUGAUUGGGUGGACGCUGAUUGAAACCAAAUAUAAUUAUAAGGACGACACGGAUCUAGUAGUAAGCACGGUCCUGACAAGUGAAGAAGUGCAGAAAAUCCUGAAGGAGCGAUUCAAGAUUCGGCUGGACAAAACGUUUGUCCCUCUUAACACCUGUUCGGGACCCGUGUUUUGAUUCAGGUGGCCAAGGGUGAACUUUGCUCAACUUCACUUCGGUUUAUCCUAAUGAAAUGAAAUUGGGAAGCAACUUUGGAGAAGGCUCACCACAAAAAGAUCCAAAGGGGGCGAACAUUUUAGGGAAGAUGUUGCUGUAUUUUCUUGGGAAGAUUCGGGUCAAUUUAGAGAGCAAGUGAAGUCCUUUACGCAAGUUGAAUUUGCUGGGGUUAGGUUUUGCCACAGGGUUAGCAAUGUUAAGUCUACUUCGAAGUAGGAAAAGGGAUAAGGAACCUUUUGCAAGAUUAUCAGUGUUGAGUUUUAACUGGGUCCUAGCUAUCGGUAGCUUCGGCGUAAUGAUGAGAUUUUAAAUCAGUAUCUUUCCAGUCCUUAUCUGGUCUCUAAGGUAUAUAGGGAGUCCGAAAGGCCUUACAUCGGGAUAUAUGAAGGGGUGGAAUCAAAGGGACACGGUGGCUCAGUGGCUAAGAUGCUGAGCUUUUCAAUCAGAAAGGUCGGCAGUUCGGCG
This is a messenger RNA of Thamnophis sirtalis, 2641 nucleotides long. The record is from RefSeq and is a predicted model, not a curated record. NCBI's taxonomy places the organism in Eukaryota, Metazoa, Chordata, Lepidosauria, Squamata, Natricidae.